AUGGGUGAUCGUUUGCGUCUUGAUCAUGUUCUGGCCAUCAUUCAGAGUGGAACGGGCUUAACCUUUGCAACAUUUGCAACAAUUCAUCUUGGUGGUCACUUACUCUCCCACAUCGAUUUCGACUUGUCGAAUUCAGUAUUGCAUGCUGUUAGACCAUACUAUCAGAAUGCGGUAGUCGAACCGAUAGUUGUCUUUGGAUCAGUGAUAAUUCACGCUGUUGUAUCUGUUACACGAUGGUAUCUAAGGAGAGGCCGAACGUCGGGUGCAGCAAAGGAGAAUUCUACAGUGCCGUACGCUGUUAGUGAGCGUAAGUGGCACCGGAAUAUGGGAUGGGUGCUUCUGCCACUGUUCUGUAUCCACUCGAAUGCUACAAGGAUUGGACUUUUAAAGGGGUACGCGCUGGACAAAAUGCCCAAUUUUGAUUUGUAUCAGGCAUCUCUUCCGGCGCAUCUGUUCCCAAUGUUCUUCACUCCAUACUACAGUCUCUUGACGGGAGGUCUGCUGAUCCACAUGGCGUACGGAAUCGGUUAUGCAAUGCAAACAUUCGGUGUCAAGAUGCCUACAAUCCAGGACAAAGACAAACGUACAAUCUGGUAUUAUGCUCUCGCUGCUAUAGGUAUUUCCACCACACUCGCCGUAUCUGGAUACUACUACAAUGUCCGGUUUACUCCAGAACAUAUCAAAAUAGCUUCCGGAAUCGCUGCUGAUCUGCAUCCGGACCAGUUGUUUGUAAAGAAUGCUAUUGCCAAGAUGUUUGGAUCUCAGUAUGUUACGAACUGGAAGUGA
Synchytrium microbalum is the source of this 786-nucleotide messenger RNA. RefSeq lists its product as uncharacterized. NCBI's taxonomy places the organism in Eukaryota, Fungi, Chytridiomycota, Chytridiomycetes, Synchytriales, Synchytriaceae. The transcript is spliced from 5 exons. Gene Ontology annotation, cellular component: membrane. Gene Ontology annotation, biological process: lipid homeostasis. The record is from RefSeq and is a predicted model, not a curated record. Bases 1 to 786 code for a protein of 261 amino acids.